This is a messenger RNA of Striga hermonthica, 1017 nucleotides long. NCBI's taxonomy places the organism in Eukaryota, Viridiplantae, Streptophyta, Magnoliopsida, Lamiales, Orobanchaceae. The record is from the annotation of a GenBank genome assembly.
AUGAGCGCCGCCUCCUCCUCCGGCGACCGACGGAGCCUGAAAGAGAUCAUUUUCGAUGCCUCCGCCGGUGCCUCCGCCGGUGCAAUUGCAGCUACAUUUGUUUGUCCAUUGGAUGUGAUAAAGAUGAGGCUUCAAGUCCAUGGCUUGCCUGAUAUCCACAUUUCUAGUUCCCGAGGCAGUGUUAUUCUUGUCAGCCUACAAAGUAUAGUCCGGAAUGAAGGUCUGAGGGGACUUUAUCGUGGCCUCACACCCACAUUGGCAGCAUUACUUCCGAAUUGGGCGGUAUACUUCACAGUUUAUGGGCACCUAAAAGAACUGUUACAUUCAUAUGAGGGUAGGGAGGAUCAGCUUUCAAUCGCAUCAAACAUGAUAGCUGCUGCAGGAGCUGGUGCUGCAACAUCUAUCACAACAAAUCCAUUGUGGGUGGUUAAGACACGUCUACAAACACAAGGGAUGAGACAAGGUGUGGUUCCUUACAAGAAUAUAUUUUCUGCCUUGAGACGAAUAGCACAUGAAGAAGGGUUUCGAGGCUGGUACAGUGGCCUUCUGCCUUCGUUGGCUGGGAUCAGUCAUGUGGCCAUCCAAUUCCCGGCAUAUGAAAGAAUAAAAUUCUACUUAGCUAAACGAGAGAAUAAACGCUGUGAUCAGCUCAACUCCUGGGAAGUUGCAAUUGCCUCGUCAUUUCCGAAAGUAGUUGCUUCCGUGUUGACAUAUCCUCACGAGGUUGUCCGUUCAAGGUUGCAAGAACAAGGUCAAGUACGAAACACUGAACUACAAUAUGCAGCUGUAAUAACAUUCACCAGUUACGAGAUGAUACACAGAUUCUUACUACGCGUAUCGCCCCCGGAUGAUAAGGAUUCAAAACCCGACCAUAAAUCCGGAGGCAGGGUCGAGUCUCAAAAGGGAAACGAGAGACCUAGAGAAGACAAUAAGCUGCUGAAACUUGUAUUCUCGACUAAUGAUAGAACUUGUCAUAGUGAUUUUGGCAACAGUGACAAGAUAACAGCUAGGCAUUGA